AUGUGCAAUACGGAAAUAUCGACAACAAAAGCCACGCCGAUCGUCGACAGCGACAGCGACACUCACACCAGCACCAAUCUCACGAAUCCGCAGUCUUCCCGAGAAGCGAAAAGUUGGGACGGGAAACUGGAGUUUGGAGAAAGAUUCUCGACGCUGGAUCGGAAAUUAGCGAGUCCAGAAGAACAACAACAGUCUUCGCAUGCACCUGGGAACAAAACUUUGCCCAAGACUUUAUCCCUCGGAAAGCCGGUAUUAUCCGGAAUCGUGGCCAGAAUCGGCGGCAGCACUGGAUUGACGAGCUCUUCUUCGUCUUCUGCAAAAUCGCAGUCCCUGGAAAUAACCACUGCCAGCAAUGAAACAACUGGUGCAGAGCUCAAAAACAACAGCAACAACAGCACCAAUGUCAAAGCACCACCACCACCACAAGCAGCAUCAGUAGCAGCAGAACCCAUCGAAUCCGAACACGCACCUGAAGCAGACCCAGGAUUUUUGUCUCUGACCCGAACCAAAGGCCAGACCCGGGCCCCAUUGGGUCGCAAGCCAGCACAGGCAGACAAAUCCUCAAGAACAAACAGCAACAACAACAACAACAACAGCAACAAGCCUGUGUCUUCAGCAGAGAACCCGGACCCGGAUUCAAAAAUCUACACCCAACAUCGAAUCAAUCCUCGUCUCCUGGCUGCACUCAAAUCUAAUGGACCCAGGCGAACUUUGCCCGUGUUCUCAACACCAGCAGUGCCCACGCAUCGCAAUAUCACCAUCACCAACAGUCGUCCGAUUUCCACGGCGCAAAUCCCUCGCCCGAGGAUCCGGAUCCCGUUGGUGAAAAGCUUGGAAGACGGGAUCGCUCCGGAAAUUCCGCGGGCCUCGAAAAGCACGCUUUCCAUCCUGCAAAGAUACAGGAACAGGAACGAAUUGUUCAAGCCGAGAACCGGGCCGACGAUUUUGGAAAGAAGUCGCAUGGCUGCUGCCAAUGCAUCAUCAUCAUCAACAACGACAACAACAACAACAACAACCAUUGGACCGACAUCUACCGCCACUGCAUCAGUGACGACAUUCAGCCCGACUGGCGCGACAUCUGUGGUCUCGGAACGGAUCCCCGAGUUAGUCAACGAUAUUCUCAAUUUGCUCAAGAAUUUGUUGCAGCCGUCGUCUUUGUCAGCCACGUCGACGCCAACGACGACAGCGACCAGUUUCACUACGAGUAGCGCACCAACAGCAGUGACACCACAGACUUUGGAAGCCAUUUUGAAGUACGGAUACGAUCCCGUUGUGACAACUUACAAUCCGCGUUUGAGCAUCGGUGACGUGUUUCAUCCGACACCGAGACCAGUUGUCCCCGUCGACACCCUAUGGUCUCCAAAUGCGUCCAUCAUUCCGAAUCGUGAUGGUGACGUGUUGCCACCAGCAGCGACAGUGACGAGAGUCAAGGCAUCCCGCGACGGCUUCGACGACACCACGUCUGCUGAACCCGCUAGCACAAAUGCUUUGCCAACAAAUAUUGGCGGAAGAGACAUUGCUGGCUUCGGUCACGUUGACGAGGCUGGGCUUUUCAGCACACUGAAACCCACUGGUUUGUAUGAAGAAGAGCAAGACGAAAUUCGCAAGCAAAAUGUCGGAAAGGUGUCGUCGUCGUCGAAUGAAGACGUCGACGAUGAUUACACUGUGUUGGUGUGGCCCCCAGCUGCCAAUACUCACGGACUGCGAAAUGAUCACAACGGACACCAAGGCCCGGACAUUGACGUUCUCAAAGAACCGAAACCCACCGACACUGACGCAUUUUCCAUUUUAAUGCGAGCCGCUGACGAUGAAAUCGACAGGGCUGUCACAUCGUCCUCAAUAUCCUCAUCGUCUCCCCCACUGGUGUCGUCGUCAUCUUCGCCGUCGUUGUCGGCAUCCACAACGACAGUUGGAAAGAAGGCGUCGAUGGACUUUGUGUACCCGGAUCACGUGGAUUCGCGGGGGAACCGGUUGAAGGAAGGCGUGUUCACGAUCGCCAGUGGGAACCCGAGUGUGGGUCGGGGCGAGGGUUCGAGUUCCAGCAAAGAGGGUUCUGGCAACUCGAGCACGACGACCAUUUACAUCAUCGGGAUCGUCGGGGUUAUCCCUGCAGCGGGGGCCUUGGCCUGGGCCGUGAGAACCUUCGUCAAACGAACCCAGCGGAAGAGGCAGCCUGGCGAAACGUCGGGCGAACGUUUGAAUGGUCUCGUGGGCGACGUUGAGAGGCCAGGCGAGGAGGCGGACUCUCCGAUAAGCCUCGGGAACCGCAUGAUUCAGCACCAGAAUUCGUUCGGCGGCGGCGGCGGUGGCGGCGGCGGCGGCGGAAACGCACCCGGCGCCACCAAUACCAUCAUGCGCAACGUGUCCGAUGCGUCCUCGGACUUCCGACCCUCGGAUCACCGAAAUCUCUUCAAACGAACGGUGNCACGGACUGCGAAAUGA
Molecule: messenger RNA, 2442 nt
Organism: Notodromas monacha
Lineage: Eukaryota; Metazoa; Arthropoda; Ostracoda; Podocopida; Cyprididae
Source: the annotation of a GenBank genome assembly